CCCCACCAAAAUCUAGGACUACUACUGCCCUACUAAAAAUCGACUACUACUACUACUACUACACUAUAAUGGUGAAAAAAAAGAGUAUAAAGGCUCAAGAAAUUGAUUUACGACUUUCUGAAGCUGUUCUAGGCGUUAGGACAAAAAAAUUUAAGUCUGCAAAUGCUGCAGCUAUUGCCUUAGGCCUAAGGCCAGACUCUGUCCGUAAGCGCCUAUGCGGUAGGAUCACUCGUAUUGAAGCGCGUCAAAAGCAACAACUCCUAUCAAAAAAUCAAGAAAAGACACUUUUAAAGUGGAUUAAAGAGCUUACUAUAAGCGGCUACGCUCCUAGCCAUCGGAUAUUACGUGAGGUUGCAGAUGAAGUCCGGUCAAAUAAGUGUCGCGUUUUUCAGCCUCAACAACUACAACUACAACAACAACCUCAAACUCAACAACAACAACCUCAAAUACCUAACUUACCUCUUAGGCAAGAGUGGGUGCCACGAUUCAUUCAAAGGCAUCCUAACUUACGUGUUAAGUUAGGACGUAGAGUUGAGGCACAGAGGAUGAAUGGGGUUACAAAGCAGGUGUUGAAGGGGUGGUUUGACGCGUAUAAGAGCCUUAUAACAGAGCAAAAAAUCGAAAACUACAACACCUAUAAUAUGGAUGAAACUGGAUUUUCAAUUGGAACUAUGCAAUCUACACGAAUUAUAGUCGAUUCUACACUCCGUACGCGUUUUCAAGCUCAUCCUGGCCGAUAGGAAUGGGUGUCUGCUGUUGAAUGCAUCUGUAUGGAUGGAACAGCUAUUGAACCCCUUAUUAUCUUCAAAGGACAGAAUAUACUACAAAGCUGGAUUCCGAAGGAGGUUAUACAAAAAUGGCACUUCUCUGCAAAUACAAAGGGAUGGACAAGCAAUCUUCAUGGAUUAGAGUGGCUAAAACGUGUUUUUGAGCCCUCUACAAGAGCAAAAGCAACACAAAAUGGACGACUACAGCAAUAGCUCCUAAUUUGCGAUGGCCAUGAUAGCCAUAUAAGCGGAAGCUUUAUAUCAC
This is a messenger RNA of Pseudogymnoascus verrucosus, 1032 nucleotides long. RefSeq lists its product as uncharacterized. The transcript has a single exon. The record is from RefSeq and is a predicted model, not a curated record. Bases 69 to 740 code for a protein of 223 amino acids. Lineage: Eukaryota; Fungi; Ascomycota; Leotiomycetes; Thelebolales; Thelebolaceae.